Nycticebus coucang (slow loris) is the source of this 685-nucleotide messenger RNA. It is a transcript of the gene ATP6V0E2, whose product is annotated as ATPase H+ transporting V0 subunit e2. Gene Ontology annotation, molecular function: proton-transporting ATPase activity, rotational mechanism. Lineage: Eukaryota; Metazoa; Chordata; Mammalia; Primates; Lorisidae. The transcript is spliced from 4 exons. Gene Ontology annotation, cellular component: proton-transporting V-type ATPase, V0 domain. The record is from RefSeq and is a predicted model, not a curated record. The coding region runs from base 132 to 554 and encodes 140 amino acids. Gene Ontology annotation, biological process: proton transmembrane transport.
GCCUCCGCGGUGCGCGUCCUGCUGCGCAUGCUCGACGUCCACGGGCCGGCAGGGGACCCAGCUCCUGGCGCUAGUGUAGCUCGGCCCGGCAUCCAGCUCCGGCGUCCAGCUCCGGCAUCCCGCGCUCGGCCAUGACGGCGCACUCGUUCGCCCUCCCGGUCAUCAUCUUCACCACUUUCUGGGGCCUCAUUGGCAUCGCCGGGCCCUGGUUCGUGCCUAAGGGACCCAACCGCGGAGUGAUCAUCACCAUGCUGGUAGCCACUGCUGUCUGCUGUUACCUCUUCUGGCUCAUUGCCAUCCUGGCUCAGCUGAACCCCCUGUUUGGGCCCCAGCUGAAGAACGAAACCAUCUGGUGUCCCAGCUCUCUGGAUGACCCUGGCUCAACUAUACCUGAUGGCCCCUUCAUCCCUCCCUUCUCCCCACAGCUAUGUCCUAGUCCUCCUCUGGCCAGCUCCCUCCUGCUGGCAGCCUGUGAUCCACACCUCGAGAGUCUGCCUAUUCUUUUUUUUUUUUUUUUUUGUAGAGACAGAGUCUCAUUUUAUGGCCCUCGGUAGAGUGCUGUGGCCUCACACAACUCACAGCAACCUCCAACUUCAGGGGCUUAAGCAAUUCUCUUGCCUCAGCCUCCCGAGUAGCUGGGACUACAGGCGCCCGCCACAAUGCCCAGCUAGAGUCUGCCUAUUCU